GUUUUAAACUACAUUGAUGAUCUCAUCGACUUCGCCUCCGCCAAAAUGACGUUUAAUAAAAUGGGGAUCGUUUUGGUUAUGGCACGAUUUAAAAUUUUAAAAUGGUUGUAAUUGGUCUAAUAUUGUCACGUGUAACAUUGGCUAUUUGUCAAAUUUAGUCACGUGUUAUUGUACAAACAUUGAUAACAAACCUCCAAGUCAGCAUUAUGUAAUUCUUUUGAACUUUCAUAGCACAAUAACAAUCAAACGUUAUAGAAAGUGUUGAAUAAAACAAUAUGAUAAAUUUUGAAAACAAGUAAUCUAUUUAACGUACGUCUUAUCAAAAUCAAGAAUUUUUUCAUUAUUGGCAUCAUGAUGUGGACUAAAUUAUUAAGAAAGGCUCCAUUCACUAGACUAGUAUUUUCCUUAAUGAGGCAUAAAAGUGAUGGCUUGUCCAGCAUCAGUUCAGAUGUUAAUUCAUUUGAUAGCUCAGAAACAAAAUUUUCACCACUGACUACAUUUUCAGAAGAAGAGGAAAUGAUGAGAGACAUGGUGGCAAAGUUUGCUUCAGAGCAAAUAUCACCUUUAGUUGAUGAAAUGGAUAAAAGCAGUAAAAUGGACAAGAAUCUUCUUCAAUCUAUGUUUGACCAUGGGUUAAUGGGUAUUGAGAUUGAAUCAGAAUAUGGUGGUUCAAAUUCUACAUUCUUCAGUUCAAUCUUAGUUAUAGAAGAACUUGCCAAAGUUGAUGCUGCCAUUGCAUUACCUUGUGACAUCCAAAACACUUUAAACAAUCGUCUAAUAAGGCAGUAUGGCACAGAAGAGCAAAGAAAUUUAUAUUUGCCAAUGUUGGCAACAUCAACACUUUCAUCAUUUUGCUUGUCAGAACCAGAGUCUGGUAGUGAUGCAUUUGCAUUGAAAACCAUAGCUGAAAAGAAAGGAGACUAUUUUGUCAUCAAUGGCAGUAAAUGUUGGAUAUCAAAUUCUUCUGAGGCUGGACUGUUCUUGUUGUUUGCCAAUGCUGCACCUGAAAAGGGUUAUCGUGGAAUCACAUGUUUCAUUGUGCCUCGUGAUACAGAAGGCUUACAUAUAGGUCCUAAAGAAGAUAAGCUUGGUAUCAGAGCAUCUUCAACAUGCACAUUAAAUUUUGAUGACAUGAAGAUUCCAAAGAAAAAUGUACUGGGAGAGUUAGGGCAAGGUUACAAAUAUAGCAUUGAGGUACUCAAUGAAGGUCGUAUAGGAAUUGGUGCCCAGAUGGUUGGUGUUGCUCAAGGUUGCUUUGACCAUACUUUACAGUAUGUCCUAGAAAGAAAGCAGUUUGGAAAGAAAAUAUGGGAUUUUCAGUCAAUGAAACAUCAAAUUGCAACCGUUGCCACACAGAUUGAAGCUGCAAGAAUGUUGGUUUAUAAUGCUGCCAGACGACAAGAAGCUGGUCUACCUGUAGUCAAAGAAGGUGCAAUGGCAAAGUUCUAUGCAUCUGAGGUUGCAAGCAUAACAACAUCAAAAUGCAUGGAAUGGAUGGGUGGUGUUGGUUUUACAAAGGCGUAUCCUAUAGAAAAAUACUACAGAGAUGCUAAAAUUGGCUCAAUUUAUGAAGGUACCUCAAAUAUUCAACUGACUACAAUUGCAAAAUGUAUUGAAAACAAAAGUUGAACAACAUUUAUAAUGGAGAAGAGUCAACAUGAAAAGCUGUUGCUCUUGCAUGUGUAUGUUGGUAAAGUGUAUUUUGAUAAUUUAUUUGCUGUAUUGAACAUUUAGGAUAGUGCAAUCAUAUCCUUUUUCAGCAUAUAAACUGUGGUCCCCAAUGUCAUUCUGGCUCUUUGCCAUGACAAAUUUUUCCUCCCCAGCAGAUUUAUGACUUCAUCUAACAUUGUCUGCCACUAUGUUAAGCUCAUAAAGUAUUGUCAGCAACAGGAGCUUUUCUGCUCCUAGGAAUUUAACAUAACUUUUAACGGCAAAAAAGUAUUGUAAUGCCCUGUGGGAUAAGCAUAGUGAUCAGGCAUUAGAAGUUAACAAAAGGUUAAUUUCUGAUGGUUUUUCUCAUACACCCUGUAUAUUUCAAUUGCAUGCAAUAACAGAAUUUCACUAUAGAUCCUUAAAGAGGCCCAGAGUUUAGUUGUAUAAAAUGUAUGAAACAACAUAUGUAAACCAUAACAUAUACACUUUUUAACCUUUAAAAUUGAAUAACUUGAAACAAAAAGUCUCGGUCAAUUUAGGUGCCAAGCUUUUUGCAGAAAUUAAACAAUAUGAUGACAA
This is a messenger RNA of Xenia sp. Carnegie-2017, 2232 nucleotides long. Its product is annotated as short/branched chain specific acyl-CoA dehydrogenase, mitochondrial-like. Gene Ontology annotation, molecular function: flavin adenine dinucleotide binding; acyl-CoA dehydrogenase activity. NCBI's taxonomy places the organism in Eukaryota, Metazoa, Cnidaria, Anthozoa, Malacalcyonacea, Xeniidae. Gene Ontology annotation, cellular component: mitochondrion. The transcript has 12 exons. The coding region runs from base 352 to 1629 and encodes 425 amino acids. The record is from RefSeq and is a predicted model, not a curated record.